This is a messenger RNA of Salarias fasciatus (jewelled blenny), 2266 nucleotides long. RefSeq names its product probable N-acetyltransferase camello. The coding region runs from base 473 to 1123 and encodes 216 amino acids. NCBI's taxonomy places the organism in Eukaryota, Metazoa, Chordata, Actinopteri, Blenniiformes, Blenniidae. Gene Ontology annotation, molecular function: N-acetyltransferase activity. The record is from RefSeq and is a predicted model, not a curated record. The transcript has 3 exons.
UUUGAGAACGGCGCGAGUGCAACUGUGAUUCUUCUGUCAUGCUCUGCCUCUGUUCUACAGGGGUGCAGCUCAUGGAAGAGAAGAGUCCCUCUCUGGCCCCAUGAUUUCCACUUCUGGAGACUGCAGGCUGACGCUCCCAUUUGACAGAAGGAGGAAAGAUCAACUUGUCUUUCCUGCGUCGUAUAAUACAGAGAGUGAACCUUUGUAUCGACCUGUUAUGUGACUUUCCUUUGAUUCGAUAAAUGUUUAAUAGUUCGGGCGGAGUCCUCGCGGGAGUGUACAUGUGGCUGCCGUCCAAAUAAACCGUAUGUGUCGGGUUUUUCAUUUACAGCCUCACUUUGACUGGUUCCAGGUCAGUUUCUGGUGGAAGUUGACCGUGUGGUAGUGGCUAUUUACUCUCUCCGUGUUUCAGCCGUGCACGAUCCGAUCGCACUCCUCCGUACGACCUAUCUCUGCAAGAGGUCCUGUCGUCAUGGCGUUGGUGAUCCGCCGGUAUCGUCCAUCCGACAAAGACACGGUGCUCACCUUGUUUAGUACUUGCACCCGGGAGCACAUAAGCCCAUGUUUUUUCAAUGCCAUGAAAAGCUUUUACCACUUCUCCGUCAUUGUGGCUCUGCUCAAUGCUGGAUAUCACCUGGGCUCUGUGUUUGCAGCUGUGCUGUUACCAGCAGCGUGGACGGGCCUUGUCUACUUCAGCUGCUACAUACACUACGAUGGCUUCGUCAGACUGAAACUGAAUUCAGACAUGGCUGACAUCGUCGGGAGCUUUUUGAGCAGACCCGAUGACUGCUUCUGGGUGGCAGAGGUUGAGGGAAAGGGACAGGUCGUUGGUAUGGUUGCUGUGGUGGCGAAACAGAGCGGGAAAGAGCGAUACGGAGAACUUUUCAGAAUGAUCAUCGCUCCAGAGUUCAGACGGGCGGGCCUCGGUUCCAGGUUAACUGAGACUGUGCUGGCCUUCAGUAAGGAACGAGGUUUCUCCAAAGUGAUGCUGGACACGAGCAGCACCCAGCAGCCUGCUGUGGCUCUGUACAAGAAAUUAGGCUUUCGGCUUGUCCUUGAACGUCCUGAUUGGACUGUCUGGAUGUCCAGGAUCAAGAUUUUAAGAAUGGAAAAACACUUGUAAGAGUAAAGAAAACCUGAUCAGUUUUUGUGAUGUCUCUGUUCUGCUGGUCUAGCUGUGAUUUCCACAUUCAACAGUAAUGUUUAGCUUUAAUAAAUAUUCUGUUUUGAUUUCAGGAAGUACCAAUCCAAUCUGGUGCCGUCAACAUCUGCUUAUAUCUGUCAAUCCAAAUUAUAUCACAAUGAUGGUGACUCGUUACUUUGAAACUGUUUUAAAAUGCCAUAACAACCAUAUCAGACGGCUACUCUCCAGCAGAUCCUGUGGUGGAAAAAAUUCCAUUACUUACUAGACAAAAGUGAACAUAAACAUUGAACCCCUCCCUGCAAUGGUAAAGUGAAACAUUUCACUCAGAAAUCAACAAUUUGAGGAAUUCAAACCUUAUAACUCCAUUUAGAUGCUGAAGAGAGGGUGUUACUGAUUUAACUUGCUGAGCAAGUGGUUUCAGUAAUAUAGAGUAAAAAUUGAUAGGCCGAAUAUAAAACUCCAUUCAAGGAAAUGCAAAUGGAUUUUGAAGAACCUCUGAAUAAUUGUUUCAAUUUUCAAGUUGUUGAAAUAAUGUAUCAUGAUUGUUUUGCUGCAAUAAGUUAUUUUCCAACGUGACACUACAGCAAUUAAACUGAAUAUUAUCUGAUGCAACACUGCGUCUCCCUUUGCCCGCACUCCUGUACUCUGAACCAUAUGAAGCAAUGAAGGUGCAAUGAACAGGUGCAAUGAAAUCAGCAAAAAAGAGUCUGGUUAACGGUUGUACAUACUCAGACUCAUGGGGGCAUGGAAAUUUAAUCCAGAAGCAUGCAAGCAAAUGGAACUAUGUACUGUAUUUUUAGGCCAGGUGAAGAUCAUUGUGCAGCCUUUAACCUUAAAGUGUUUGAACAUUUGAUUUGUUUACAAUGUUAAAUGGCUUAUUAUUGAACAGAAAAUGAUGCGUUUCCUGCUAUAAAAGACCUGUUUUCCCUCUGCAGUGAAUGUUAUGAAGAAAGUGUCUCUCCACAGACUGUUUCAUUUGGAACAAGCUGCAUUUAACUCCACAAACACUGCUGUAAACAUCACAAACAUUGAUUGCCAUUACUGAGGAAACUUGACAGGUGACUAAGAUGCAUGUCAGAAUUGACAUUUUCUUUGUUUUAACAAUGCUGAUGUCCUGAAUAA